Molecule: messenger RNA, 1995 nt
Organism: Endocarpon pusillum Z07020
Lineage: Eukaryota; Fungi; Ascomycota; Eurotiomycetes; Verrucariales; Verrucariaceae
Exons: 1
Coding region: 1-1995 (664 amino acids)
Source: RefSeq, a predicted model, not a curated record
AUGAAUCACUCGCCGAGAACACCAUUCGAAGACUUCUACAUCCUAGUCGCACACUUGUGGGAUUCGGACUUCGCGAGACAAUUGCAAUCCUCGUCUCAUUACCACCCUCUAUGGGGCCCUCUUUUCUCCUUACACGAGAGAACAACUCGUGUGAAGAGUGGAUACGACAGAAGAAGACCAGACACAGCAUGGAACAAGCCAUUUGUUCACGGGGGCUUGUCUAGUAGUCUUAACAAAUUCUCCGAGCUCGAAGCAGACAACUGCGAGCUCGAAGCAGACAACUACAAGCUCAAGGGAAAGCUUGACAAAUGCAAAGACGAUCUGAACAAAGCUAACUACGAUCUGAACAAAGCUAACGACGAUCUGAACAAAGCUAACAACGAUCUGAACAGAGCUAACUACGAUCUGAACAAAGCUAACGACGAUCUGAACAAAGCUAACUACGAUCUGAGCAAAGCUAACGACGAUCUGAACAAAGCUAACGACGAUCUGAACAAAGCUAACGACGAUCUGAACAAAGCUAACGAGAUGAUCGACCAACACCGAGCUUCUCUCGCUGCUGCGCACGAAACGUUUCAGGAGCUGGGAACGCAGAUCGACGGUGACAGAGCGACAAUCGAGCGGCUGCGCGUCCGAGCUGCUGAUGAGUACAUCAGGACGAAACAGUAUAGCCUCGCGGUUGAGCAGUACGAGCAGCUGGUGGUUCUCAAGGGCAAGGAGAAGAAAGAGAAGGCCAAGCUAGAAGACCGUGAGGGUGAGCGGGAAGCCCGGGAAGCCGAGGAAGCCCAACUGGGGUAUAUAUUCGAUUGUGGGAAGGCGUAUGCACUUGAUGGUCGAUACGAUGAUGCGGUGAAGGAACUUCGCUUCGUUCUCAAGGAGAUGGAGCGUCGCGGGAUCAGAAACGUCGAGAGGGCGGAUACUCGUGACGUUCAGACACAGCUGUGCGAUGUCCUCCGUCGUCAGGGGAACACCGAGGAAGCAGGACGUCUGUACUACCACGCUGGUUGGUUGGACGGGCUGCAAAACAGGAACGAGGCGGAUCGCUCCUGGGCGCUGCAAAAUGCGACAAGUUAUGCGCAGCUCUUGGUUGAGCAGAAGGAGUACGAGGCAGCAAAGGCUCAACUAACGAAGAUCUGGCGCAACAGACACCAAGCGACUGCAUCGAAGGUAGAAGAUCUUGAAGCAGAGGUGUGCAAGAUUACGACGAUGUUGGAGGAGAAACGUCAAACUCGGUUAGUUAUCGACCUGUUGAAAAUGGUAUGUGACAACCAGAAUGGAGCUGCCUUGUCGAAGCAAGUGCUCCACAAUCAUGCAAAGCUUGGAAUCUUGCUCCAUGAUCGCGGUAAACCUGACCAUGACGAGCCUAAGGACCUUGAUCGCCAUGACCACGCAAGAGCUAUACCAUACCUGCGCCAGGCAUGGGUCCGACGACAGCAGCUGGUUCUAGGUAUAGACCAGAGCACCGGAUGGACACUGGCGUUGUUGCUGGUGAGUCGGAGCCAUCUCCUCGAGGCCAAAAAUGUGCUGGCAGAUCUUCUCUGUCUCACUAACGGCAACAAGACAAGUCAGUCAGUGUCGAAGGACCAGAUCUUGGCACUACUGGCUCAUGUCCAGUUCUACAUGGGUGACUUUUCGGUGGCAGAAUCAAAUGCUGCUGCCUUGUUCAGGCGUUUGGGAGUCAAGAAUGUCUUCACGUCAGUGUCGUCGUCGGCGGUCGACUUCUCAACCUGCCAUCAUGCAGAUACGCUGAUUAGGGCAUGCAGCAGGCAGGACAGCGUGGAGAAAUUCAAAGCAGCCAAAGAUGUCUGGGCGGUCAUCUACAAAUCGCGGAUUGACAUUAUGGCUACAAGUAAGGCUCAACUGAAGGAGCAUGCUGCCGCUGGAGCGACCUUCGCUGAUAACUGGAAGAGGAGUGCGGAAAAGAGGAAGAAGAGACCGACGAGUGCGAUGGAGAUUGAGAAGCAGGUGAAGCAGGUGCAGGCUAUGACGGGAUGA